CUCUCUGAAUCACACCCCACUAAGCCAAAAACAAGUGAGCUAAUAAUUACAGCAGUUGAUACAUUCAUUCCGUGACCUCCAUUUUUUCCAUUUUUUGUGCCCGAAAAAUGGAAAAAAGAAAUUUAAAUAAAACCCAACAAAAAAAAGAGGUAGAUCUUCCAUGAGAGCAUUCCCAAGAACCCAUUUUGGCUCUCUAUCCAUUGUUUUUCUUUGUUGUUCAAUGUAGAUUGAUAUCCGAUUCUUUGUCCGGCUAAGUAAUACAGAGGUUUUAAUCAUGGAGAUCAACAAGCAGCAAAAGAAGAAGAAAUGGUUUUUACCAUUAGUACUCUCUCUCUUGUUAUCUACUCUACUCGUGUUUAUUACAGUUUUCACUUCUUUCAGCUCGUCUUCCUCAAAAUUGUACAAGACCCCUGUCAAGUAUGAGCUCCCCCGUUUUGUUGAAUCCAAGCUUAGGAUUUCUGAUACUUCCAAAGACCCAAUACCCAGGUUGGCUUACUUGAUCUCAGGCUCUAUGGGGGAUGGGAAGAGCUUGAAAAGGACUCUGAAAGCACUGUACCACCCUAGAAACCAGUAUGUUGUGCACUUGGACCUCGAGGCCUCGGCCGAUGAGAGGUUGGACUUGGCUGAGUUUGUGAGAAAGGAGCCGCUUUUUGCUAAGCUGGGUAACGUUAGGAUGAUUGUGAGGGCUAAUUUGGUGACCUAUCGAGGGCCAACAAUGGUGACCAAUACUCUUCAUGCUGCAGCUAUUUUGUUGAAGGAAGGUGGAGACUGGGAUUGGUUUAUCAAUCUAAGUGCUUCUGACUACCCUUUGGUAACCCAAGAUGAUCUUCUUCAUACAUUGUCAACGAUUCCUAGAAACCUUAACUUUCUUGAGCAUACCAGUGACAUUGGCUGGAAAGAGUCUCAUAGAGCAAAACCUGUUAUAAUUGAUCCAGGGUUGUAUAGCUUGCACAAAUCAGAUGUAUUUUGGGUGCCGGAGAAGAGGAGUGUGCCAACCGCUUAUAAGCUGUUUACAGGUUCUGCUUGGAUGAUGCUCUCUCGCCCUUUUAUAGAUUUUUGUGUGUGGGGGUGGGACAACCUCCCAAGAAUAGUCCUUAUGUAUUAUGCCAACUUUCUCUCUUCGCCUGAAGGUUAUUUCCACACAGUCAUCUGUAAUGCAGAGGAGUUUCGGAACACGACUGUAAACCAUGACCUCCACUUUAUAUCAUGGGACACUCCUCCUAAGCAACACCCGCAUUUCCUAACUACCGAUGACUUCCAGAAGAUGGUAGCUAGCAAUGCUCCUUUUGCAAGGAAGUUUGGCAGGAAUGAAACAGUUCUAGACAAAAUCGAUACUGAGCUUUUAGGUUGCAAUGCUGAUGGGUAUGUACCUGGUGGAUGGUUGGCAGGAAAUACGAAUGUAAGUGUCCUAGACUACAUCAUAGCAAAUACCACAAAACUCAAGCCAGGUCCUGGUGCUGAAAGGCUCAAACUUCUCAUCAAUGGUUUGCUAAAAGCAGAGGACUUUCACGCGAAACAGUGCUCCUGAAAUCUGAACAAGGUCAAGAAAUGCUCGACAGCACCAUACUUAUACCUAGUAACCAGGGCAGGACAUUGCCAGCAGUACAAUCAAUAAUGGAUGAGCCCUGGCUACACAUAUAGCAAAGCCAUAGGGAUUUAGUGAGUAAGAAAUAUAUGACCGAGUUUUUAUAGGAUACAAUAUUCUUGUAGCUCGAAGCUGAAAUUGUAAAAUGAAUAAUUUUUUGUUCACAUAAUUACUAAAAGUGAAAAUAUCAUGCUUCAUCUGUUUA
Molecule: messenger RNA, 1790 nt
Organism: Humulus lupulus (European hop)
Lineage: Eukaryota; Viridiplantae; Streptophyta; Magnoliopsida; Rosales; Cannabaceae
Product: beta-glucuronosyltransferase GlcAT14B-like
Exons: 4
Coding region: 275-1528 (417 amino acids)
Cellular component (GO): membrane
Molecular function (GO): glucuronosyltransferase activity
Source: RefSeq, a predicted model, not a curated record